AUGAGGAAAGGUCUGCGGGCGACAGCGGCCCGCUGCGGACUGGGACUGGGAUACGUGCUGCAGAUGCUCGUGCUACCUGCCCUGGCCCUGCUCAGCGCCAGCGGCACCGGCUCGGCCGCCCAAGAUGAUGACUUUUUUCAUGAACUCCCAGAAACCUUUCCAUCUGACCCACCUGAACCUCUGCCACAUUUCCUUAUUGAACCUGAAGAAGCUUAUAUUGUGAAGAAUAAGCCUGUGAACCUGUAUUGUAAAGCCAGCCCUGCCACCCAGAUCUACUUCAAGUGCAAUAGUGAAUGGGUUCAUCAGAAGGACCACAUAGUAGAUGAGAGAGUAGAUGAAACUUCUGGUCUCAUUGUCCGGGAAGUGAGCAUUGAGAUUUCACGCCAGCAAGUGGAAGAACUCUUUGGGCCUGAAGAUUACUGGUGCCAAUGUGUGGCCUGGAGCUCGGCAGGCACCACCAAGAGCCGGAAAGCCUACGUGCGCAUCGCAUAUCUACGAAAAACAUUUGAGCAGGAACCUCUGGGAAAGGAAGUCUCCUUGGAACAGGAAGUCUUGCUGCAGUGCCGACCACCUGAAGGGAUCCCAGUGGCUGAGGUGGAAUGGUUGAAAAAUGAAGACAUCAUCGAUCCUGUGGAAGACCGGAAUUUUUAUAUUACUAUUGAUCACAACCUCAUCAUCAAGCAGGCCCGCCUCUCAGAUACCGCCAACUAUACUUGUGUUGCCAAAAACAUUGUCGCCAAGAGGAAAAGCACGACCGCAACUGUCAUAGUCUAUGUAAAUGGUGGCUGGUCCACUUGGACAGAGUGGUCUGUGUGUAAUAGCCGUUGCGGACGGGGAUAUCAGAAGCGUACAAGGACCUGCACCAACCCAGCUCCGCUCAAUGGUGGUGCCUUCUGUGAAGGGCAGAGUGUACAAAAAAUAGCCUGUACCACGUUAUGCCCAGUGGACGGCAGGUGGACCUCCUGGAGCAAGUGGUCCACCUGUGGGACCGAGUGCACUCACUGGCGCCGGAGGGAGUGCACGGCCCCCGCCCCCAAGAAUGGAGGCAAGGACUGCGACGGCCUGGUCUUGCAGUCCAAGAACUGCACGGACGGGCUGUGCAUGCAGAGUUUCAUUUAUCCUAUUUCAACUGAGCAGAGAACCCAGAAUGAAUAUGGAUUUUCUUCUGCUCCUGAUUCAGAUGAUGUCGCUCUGUAUGUUGGCAUUGUGAUAGCUGUGAUAGUUUGCCUGGCCAUUUCUGUAGUUGUGGCCCUCUUUGUGUAUAGGAAGAAUCAUCGUGACUUUGAGUCUGAUAUCAUUGACUCUUCCGCACUCAAUGGAGGCUUUCAGCCUGUGAACAUCAAGGCAGCAAGACAAGAUCUCCUGGCAGUACCCCCAGACCUCACAUCAGCCGCGGCUAUGUACAGAGGACCUGUUUAUGCCUUGCAUGAUGUCUCAGACAAAAUCCCAAUGACCAACUCUCCAAUUCUGGAUCCACUGCCUAACCUGAAGAUCAAAGUGUACAAUACCUCAGGUGCUGUCACGCCCCAAGAUGACCUCUCUGAGUUUGCAUCAAAACUGUCCCCUCAGAUGACCCAAUCCUUGUUGGAAAAUGAGGCUCUCAACCUGAAGAAUCAGAGUCUAGCACGGCAGACAGACCCCUCCUGCACUGCGUUUGGCACCUUCAACUCCCUUGGGGGUCACCUUAUUAUCCCCAACUCAGGAGUAAGUUUGCUGAUCCCCGCUGGGGCCAUUCCCCAAGGGAGAGUCUACGAAAUGUAUGUGACUGUACACAGGAAAGAAAAUAUGAGGCCGCCCAUGGAGGACUCUCAGACUCUCUUGACCCCUGUGGUGAGCUGUGGGCCCCCAGGAGCCCUGCUGACCCGGCCCGUCAUCCUCACUAUGCAUCACUGUGCAGAUCCCAGCACCGAGGACUGGAAGAUCCAGCUCAAGAACCAGGCAGCGCAGGGCCAGUGGGAGGACGUGGUGGUGGUGGGCGAGGAAAACUUCACCACCCCGUGCUACAUUCAGCUGGACGCGGAGGCCUGCCACCUCCUCUCCGAGAACCUCGGCACCUACGCCCUGGUCGGGCAGUCCACCACCAAAGCAGCCGCCAAGCGCCUGAAGCUGGCCCUCUUCGGGCCGCUCUGCUGCUCCUCGCUGGAGUACAGCCUCCGAGUGUACUGUCUGGACGACACUCAGGACGCCCUGAAGGAAGUUUUGCAGCUUGAGCGACAGAUGGGAGGACAGCUCCUAGAAGAACCUAAGGCUCUUCACUUUAAAGGCAGCACCCACAACCUGCGCCUAUCCAUUCACGAUAUUGCCCAUUCCCUCUGGAAGAGCAAGUUACUGGCCAAAUAUCAGGAAAUUCCUUUCUACCAUAUCUGGAGUGGGUCUCAGAGAAACCUCCACUGCACGUUCACUCUGGAGAGAUUCAGCCUGAACACAGUGGAGCUGGUCUGCAAACUGUGUGUGCGGCAAGUGGAGGGAGAAGGGCAGAUCUUCCAGCUGAACUGCACCGUGUCUGAGGAACCUACUGGCAUGGAUCUGCCUCUUCUGGAUCCAGCGAGCACCAUCACCACGAUGACAGGCCCCAGUGCUUUCAGCAUUCCGCCCCCGAUCCGGCAGAAGCUCUGUAGCAGCCUGGAUGCCCCGCAGACAAGAGGUCACGACUGGAGGAUGCUGGCACAUAAGCUCAACCUGGACAGGUACUUGAAUUACUUUGCCACCAAAUCAAGUCCAACUGGUGUCAUCCUGGAUCUCUGGGAAGCACAGAACUUCCCAGAUGGAAACCUGAGCGUGCUGGCAGCUGUCUUAGAGGAAAUGGGAAGACAUGAAACAGUAGUGUCACUAGCAGAAGGGCAGUACUGA
Molecule: messenger RNA, 2850 nt
Organism: Rangifer tarandus platyrhynchus (Svalbard reindeer)
Lineage: Eukaryota; Metazoa; Chordata; Mammalia; Artiodactyla; Cervidae
Source: the annotation of a GenBank genome assembly